UGCCGAGGGAACAGUGCGGAGGAAUUCCAGGGCGCGCGAUACGUCUGCGAGCGCGGGAGUUGCAGACCCUGCAUGGCCCAAUGCGAGCUGAGCGAGGACGCAGGGGUGUAUGCACGCAUUCUUGGCAAGGACGGUGUGAACGCUCCGAUGCGGGUGUGUUGGAAGGCGUUAGGUGCGCUGGGGCGGGCGUGUGUAUAAAGAACGACGACCCGGUGGGGUGACGGGACUGCUAUCCCCAUGACAAUGGUUUCUGCAAUUGCGUUGUUUGCGGCGCUGAUACUGGGCGGCUCGAGUGCGGCGUGGGUUGGUGAGACAAGGACCGAGGACGGCGUUCAGUAUCAGUGUAAAUGCUAUGCUGAUAACGCGUGCUGGCCGACGGGCGCAGAGUGGACGUCGUUCAAUAGGACGCUGGGCGGCGCGUUGCAGCUUGCGCUUCCGCCAGCGGUUUCGUGCCAUAACAGGUUUGAGAAUUAUACGUUUAACACGUAUGAUGCAGCGAAGUGCGCGGACGCGACUCAGAAGAUGAGUGGAAGCGAGCAGUGGAUGACGGACCACCCGAUUGCGCAGCUCUGGCCGUUUAUGAGCAACAGUACCUGUCUCCCGACCACGGAUCCGACGACGCCGUGUACGCGCGGCUUUAUGGGGGUUUAUGUAGUGCUUGCCACGAAGAAGGAGCACAUCCAGAGUGCCGUUGAUUUCGCAAGAGAGCGAAACUUGAGGCUUAUCAUUCGGAAUACGGGACAUGACUUUAUGGGCCGAUCGACUGGAUAUGGCGCACUUGUCGUGAACACUCACAGUUUCAAAGAUGUCAAGUUCAUCAAGCAGUACACCGGUCCGGGGGCUUGGAAAGGCUCCGCGGCUGUUGUGGGCGCUGGUGUCCAAGGACGUGAGCUGUAUCGCCAUGCUUUUGCGCAGUCACCAAAGCAAGUGAUUGUCGGCGGAGAAUGCCCGACUGUUGGUUGGGGUGGCGGAUACGUCCAGGGAGGAGGCCAUGGCCCAUUGAGCGGCAUCUACGGCAUGGGCGCCGAUAAUGUUCUCUCCUUCGACGCCAUCACAGCCGAAGGAAAGUUCGUGACGGCCAAUGCCAAAGAGAACUCGGACCUCUACUGGGCACUGAAGGGAGGUGGUCCAGGUACCUUCGCAGUCGUCACAUCCAUCACUGUGAAGACAUUCCCUGAAGUGCCUACCGCCGGCGUCACCAUCAACAUCAACUCGACCCAUACCAACGACACGGCACUCUUCAGAACGGGUUUCCAAAUCUUCAACGGCCAGUCAAACCACCUCAGCAAUCUCGGCAUGUUCGUCUACUUCGAGCAGGGCCCUGGACCCCGCCUGCAUGUCGCGCCCAUCGUCGGCCCUAACAUGGGCCUGACGCAGCUCAAAGCGGCUGUCGAGCCUCUUUUCACGCAGCUCGACGCGGCAAAAGUGCCGUACGACACGCACUUCCGUGCGUUCCCCACGUUCUUCGAGUUCUAUAUUGACAUGUUUGAGGACGAGUCGCCGUCGGCCCAAUCGAUCGUCGGUGGCCGUCUGUUCACGCAGCGUGAUAUCGCGGAGAACAACGAGAAGGUGUCGGACGCGCUGCUCAUGGCCGGAGACACAGGAAUCAACAUUGGACACAUUGUCAAUCCGGGGGUGGGCACGCCGGUGGUGGACAAUGCGAUUCAUCCCAAGUGGCGCAAUGCGAGUACCUUUGUCAUCACGAACGUGUUUAUGACAGGCACGGAGCCGUGGAGCGUCAAGAAGGAGAGGGAGAAGUACAACACGGAGGUUGUGGGCCAGGCGUUGAGAGAGGCGGGGCCAUACGGGGCGAGCUAUGUCAAUGAGGGCGAUUUAUACGAGCCGGACUGGCAGGAGGCAUACUGGGGCUCAAACUACCCCAGGCUCCUGAAGAUCAGGCAGAAGUGGGACCCCAAGGGCGUAUUCUAUACGCAAACGACGCCAGGCACGGAGAAGUGGAACGUGAUCGACUAUGGGAGGAAGCUGUGCAAGAAGGCUUGAGGCUGGUUCAGUUAGUCGAUGCAGACGUGAGACGAAAAUACAGCAGUAAAAGCGCGACUGGCACGACCAGACUGGCUCAUCGAUUGCAAGUGUGGUAUACUUUGUCCGUGCCAUUGUGUGGUCAGGUGAUGGUGGUGCCAGGAUGUCAUUGCGGAGCGGUCGCGACGGCAGCACUAUAUACGUGCCAGCAGACGUGCAGCUGGUGGGCGCACUGCAGCGGCGGUGCUGCCGUGUUUCAGGCUCUGCGGAGUGGUACGGGGAAGACGCGGCGCUGCCGUCAUGGACCGUCUCAAAGCUAAGGGCGGCUGGCUGAAAUG
Messenger RNA from Boeremia exigua, 2318 nucleotides. RefSeq lists its product as uncharacterized. The coding region runs from base 238 to 2001 and encodes 587 amino acids. NCBI's taxonomy places the organism in Eukaryota, Fungi, Ascomycota, Dothideomycetes, Pleosporales, Didymellaceae. The transcript is spliced from 5 exons. Gene Ontology annotation, molecular function: FAD binding; oxidoreductase activity. The record is from RefSeq and is a predicted model, not a curated record.